AAUCAAUGGAAAGAUAAAAAGAAAAACAUAAGAAAAAGAGUUAUCAAACACUUGGUGGAGUCGAUCAGAGAGCUCUUCCAGGCUCUUUGAAGAUGUUCAAGUCAUUAGUUUUGAAAGCUAGUUCUACACGAAAAGUUUUCAAUGUUGCACACUUCAAUCAACAGCGAGGAAUGCACAGCAGGAAUAAGAUGGCAAUGGAAUACAUUGCGAAAGGGUGGAACGCAUUGAAGGAGGUUGAUAGGGUGAUCGACUAUUGUGAACCUAGAGAUAAACGUCUUAUUCCUCACCUUAAGACCGCAAAGGAUAAUUUUGAAAUGGCUCUCGAAGUUGAUAAUACAAACACACACGCCAGAUAUUGGUUAUCCAGACUGCACCUCAAAUACCAUGUGCCCGGUCAAUGUAAAGCUAUAGGAGCGGCUUUAUUGGUUGAAGCUGCAGAUAUGGGUGAUGCAGAUGCUCAAUAUGAAUUAGGUCGUAAUUUAAGAAUCGAGAAUGAAGGUGUUGACACGGAUCAACAAGCGUUUUAUUAUUUGGAGAAAGCAGCCGAUCAGUUGCACCCUGGCGCUCUUUACCUUCUGGGGGCUGUCUAUUUGACAGGCGACUGUGUUAAGAAAGAUAUUGACUCUGCAUUAUGGUGCUUUCAUAAAGCUUCCGAGAAGGGUCAUGCCGGGGCAGCAAUUGCAUGUGGGUCUCUCCUUGUUAGAGGCUAUGAACUUCCCCCGUCUAUAACAAAAUUUAGUUUAAAGAAGGAGGUUACCGGUAGGAAGUUAAGGAAGAAAUCGGGUGAACCUAAACCUAACCCGAUCCAACUAGCAAGAGAACAGUUUGAGAAUGCUGCAAAGUUAGGAAAUGAUCUUGGAUUUAGAUGGUUAAAAAGACUCGACGAAGAAGAAAAGCGUGUUCUGGCUGCAUAAAGGAAGCAUACAUACAUAUGUAUUAAAUUUCUCUCUUAAAAUGCGAGGAAGAUGAGAAAAACAUUAGGAUAUGUAGAUGACACAUGUACUGCAUGAUAAUGGUUCCAGCAUGCAAUACAAGGGACAUAACAUUUUGGUUUGAUUCGGAUUAAUUUAAAUAUUAUGUUUGAUGUUC
Messenger RNA from Helianthus annuus (common sunflower), 1089 nucleotides. RefSeq lists its product as uncharacterized. The record is from RefSeq and is a predicted model, not a curated record. The transcript is spliced from 9 exons. Gene Ontology annotation, molecular function: protein binding. NCBI's taxonomy places the organism in Eukaryota, Viridiplantae, Streptophyta, Magnoliopsida, Asterales, Asteraceae. The coding region runs from base 93 to 914 and encodes 273 amino acids.